Messenger RNA from Daphnia pulicaria, 2525 nucleotides. RefSeq names its product phospholipase A-2-activating protein-like (gene Plap). Gene Ontology annotation, cellular component: nucleus; cytoplasm. NCBI's taxonomy places the organism in Eukaryota, Metazoa, Arthropoda, Branchiopoda, Diplostraca, Daphniidae. Gene Ontology annotation, biological process: ubiquitin recycling; proteasome-mediated ubiquitin-dependent protein catabolic process. Gene Ontology annotation, molecular function: ubiquitin binding. The record is from RefSeq and is a predicted model, not a curated record. The transcript is spliced from 9 exons. Bases 103 to 2448 code for a protein of 781 amino acids.
AAUAGCGCAUGAUUCUUGAUUUGUUUUUUUUUCGACUGAAUAGCAAUAGUGAAUUUAUUUUGUGGGAUUCCUAUUAGGCUACAACCAGAACGUAUUUUCAUCAUGAAUAAAAUGCCUUAUAAAUUGCGAUGUUCCAUGCCAGGACAUUCGAAGGACGUUCGGAGUGUUACUGUUGGAGAUUUAAUGGAAGAAUGCAUCGUAUCUGGUUCCAGGGACAAGACUGCAAAAUUAUGGUUGCCGGAAGGUUUGGGAUUUGUCUGUGAUCAAACAUACAUUGGAAGUGAAGGUUAUGUCUCUGCUGUUGCUGUUGGUGGAUGCUCAGAUAAUUUCCCCAGUGGAUCUGUCAUAACUGGAUGUCAAGAUGGGAAAAUUAGAGUUUAUAAUCCAGGUGCAGUCAAUCCAACAUCCACCUUGACAGGGCAUACAGACACUGUUUGUGCUCUGGUUACUCGCCCUGGAUUCUUAUUAAGUGGUUCAUGGGAUAAAACUGCAAGGCUUUGGCAAUCAGAUGGUUCUCCAGUUGUAACUCUUUCUGGACAUUCUGCAGCUGUCUGGGCUGUAGAAUUUUUGCAGUGCAGUAGUUCUGCAUCUGAAUCUAUACUAUUGACAGCAUCUGCAGAUAAAACCAUUAAAAUGUGGAAAGGUGAUUCACCAUUUCAGAGUUUUAAGGGGCACACUGACUGUGUCAGAGCACUUGCUGUCUGUGAUUCCACUCGGUUCUUGUCUGCUGCAAAUGAUGCAACUGUCAGAUUGUGGGUCACAAGUGGAGAUUGUAUUUCUACUUUCUAUGGACACACAAAUUACAUUUAUGGAUUGUCGAUGAUGGCUGAUCGCAAUACUUUCGUCAGCUGUGGUGAAGAUCGUUCUCUGCGCAUAUGGAAAUUAGAUGUGAGUGAUGAGUGUCAACAAACAGUCUUCCUUCCUGCGCAGAGUAUUUGGUCAGUCAGCGUUAUGAAAAACGGCGAUAUUGUCACAGGGAGCAGUGAUGGAUUAGUUCGAGUAUUCACACAGAGCUCAGAACGAACAGCUAACCCAGAAGUGUUACAAGCUUUUGAGGAAGAACUGGCUGCCACGUCUUUAAAUGCACAGUUGGAACUGGGGGGUAUCAAAGCUUCAGACUUGCCUGGUCCAGAGAGUCUUUUUGAACCUGGUACUAGAGAAGGUCAAACAAAAAUGGUUCGUCACGGAGAAACUGUUUCCUGUUAUAGCUGGUCGUCAAGUGAUGGUCAAUGGACAAAAGUGGGUGACGUAGUCGGUGCUGCUGGUCAAUCAGAUUCAACCAAGAAUCUCUAUGAAGGGAAAGAAUACGAUUAUGUUUUUAGUGUCGAUAUUGAUGAAGGCAAACCGCCAUUGAAGCUUCCUUAUAACACCUCCGAAGAUCCUUGGUUAGCCGCUCAAAAGUUCAUACACAAGAAUGAUCUCAGCCAGUAUUAUCUGGAUACAGUGGCAAACUUCAUCAUUACCAAUAGUAAGAGCGGAACUAGCAGUGGUGCAUCAGAGAAAUCAAGCGAAACAUAUGUGGACCCCUUUACUGGUGGUUCACGUUAUGUUCCAUCUUCUGGGAAUGCUCUGUCGAAUUCAGCAAUGUCUCAGGGAGAAGAUCCAUUUACUGGUUCUGGUCGGUAUAUCCCACCCGGUCAACCAAAGAAACCGGAACCUGCUUUGUUCCCAGUCAAAGAAUUCCUGCGCUUCGAUCAAGCGAAUAUUGAAGCUAUUUCAACCAAACUAAAAGAGUUUAAUGGCAAAGUCGAUCCGAAACUGCAGCUGGCUGAUUCCGAUUUAUUGGCAUUUAUACGAUCCGCUGAUCCCAGUUCUACUGUUGAAGGAAUUCCUCAUUUAGAAACAUUUCUUCGUUGGCCAUCUGAUAAGAUGUUUCCUGCUUUGGACAUUUUACGACUAGCAUCCCGCCAUUCUCGGGUAGAUCGAAUGUUAAUUGAAAAGGAAGGAUUGCUUGAUGUAAUGCUGGCUAUUUCUCGCUCGACCGUCCCGAACUGCAUGAUGAUUUUGAGGACAAUUGCUCAUUUACUCAUCCAUAAUUCUUCACAGCAAAUACUAAUGGAUUAUCGCGAAACAAUAUUUGCAGCAAUCUUAGCGGUAGUAACGGAAAGUGACCCCUCAUUUUUAAAACACUCCCAAUGGAAACACGUUGAAAUAUCUGUUUCGACCGUUAUUCUUAACUAUGCCGUCCUUAUCCAUCUAAAACCUUCAUUCGCUACAGUAGAGGCUAAAGCAAGUCUGAUGAGCGCAAUUGGCGAAAUUCUAUCAAAACUUCAGGAGGAAGAGGCAUUGUUUAGGACUUUAGUGGCAGUUGGGACUCUUUUGUCAAAUGCUGAUGACUCAGUUGCCAUUGCACAUUCUUUAGAACUUAAAUCUAAAAUUGACUACUUCCAGAAUAUUUCUGGUAAAGUGGGUGAAUGUUCUAAACAAGUUUUAAUCCUUUUGAAAUAAUUUUGUAAUGCAUAUGUGAAUCCUGUAUUAACAAAGUGAAAACAUGAAAAUGAAUACAGUUGGAAAUUUUUCCUGAA